This is a messenger RNA of Tympanuchus pallidicinctus (lesser prairie-chicken), 1514 nucleotides long. RefSeq names its product lysine demethylase 8 (gene KDM8). NCBI's taxonomy places the organism in Eukaryota, Metazoa, Chordata, Aves, Galliformes, Phasianidae. The record is from RefSeq and is a predicted model, not a curated record. Gene Ontology annotation, cellular component: nucleus. Bases 30 to 1235 code for a protein of 401 amino acids. The transcript is spliced from 7 exons. Gene Ontology annotation, molecular function: histone H3K36 demethylase activity.
CCGCGCAUGCCCAGCAGCGCUGCGGUGCCAUGGCGGGCUCUGCGGGGCUGUGGGAGGAGGUGCGGGCGCUGCUGCCCGACUCCGAGGAGGAGCUGAGCCUGGCGCUGAGCGGAGAGGUGGACGACUGCGUCCCGCCGCUGCUGCUCCGAGCCCGCGCGCUGCUUUACGGGGCGGCUCCACCGUGCGAGGCGGCGUUGCGGCGGCUGGGCGACGUCGUCCGCGACUACGCGUGGGAGAAGCUGAACGCGGGGCCGUGGCGGGACGUCGGCAAGGCCUGGCGGCAGGUCUACGCCUACGGCUGCCUCUUCGGGGCACUGGCCGAAGUCGCCGCCCGCCGCCCGCUGGCGCCCGCCGUCCGGCUGUGCGACAUGGGGCUGCUGAUGGGCGCCUCCGUGCAGGACGACGUCCUCGCCCGCCUCGUCCGCCUCCUGCAGGCGCACCUGCCCCGCGCCGAGCGGCGCAGCGCGGCCCCGGGCGGCGCCAAGAGGGCGCGGACUGAGCCCCCCCCGGCGCCGGCUGUACGGCCCGAGGAUGCGGUGCCGCACGAGCGCUGCCCCUCGCUGGAGCGCUUCCGAGACCAGUAUCUGAUUCCGCAGAAGCCCGUCGUCUUAGAGGGAAUUAUUGACCACUGGCCGUGCAUGAAGAAGUGGAGCGUGGACUAUGUUUGCCAGGUCGCUGGGUGCCGCACAGUCCCUGUAGAAUUGGGUUCCCGGUACACAGAUGAGGAAUGGUCUCAGAAGCUCAUGACCGUCAGUGAUUUCAUCAGCCAGUAUAUUGUGAAUGAGAACAGCGUAGGAUACCUUGCCCAGCACCAGCUUUUUGAUCAGAUCCCAGAAUUGAAAGAGGAUAUCAGUAUUCCUGACUACUGCUGCCUGGGGGAAGGGGAAGAAGAUGACAUCACCAUUAACGCAUGGUUUGGGCCAGCAGGCACUAUCUCACCUCUUCAUCAAGAUCCCCAGCAAAAUUUUUUAGCCCAGGUAUUAGGAAGAAAAUAUAUCCGUCUUUAUUCACCACAAGAUUCAGAAAAUCUGUACCCACAUGAGAGUCAACUUCUUCACAACACCAGUCAGGUCGAUGUAGAAGAUCCUGACUUAACAAAAUUUCCCAACUUCAGAAAGGCUGCAUUUCAGUCCUGUAUUCUGAUGCCUGGACAGGUUCUGUUUAUCCCAGUUAAAUACUGGCACUAUGUACGAUCUCUUGAUAUUAGCUUCUCUGUCAGUUUCUGGUGGUCAUAGCACUUAAGCAAGAAUAACGUUUAUUAGUAUUGUAAUAGCGAUUAAAGAUCCUGAAAAGUAGCAUCUGGUAUGCUUCAGAAGAGAAUUCUAUUUAAACAUGAGACUGUUUUUUCUCCCUAUAAAUAAAAAUUCCUUGUUUCAGCUUGGUAAAAGAAUGUGGAUAAAUGCUACCACUUUAUUUUUGUGGAUGUUUCUAAUAUAACCUUCUUCUAAAGAACAUCUGUUGGGUCGCCAUAAGGUUCAACAGUCUGGAGGGAAAAAUAAACAACAAAAAAAACA